Hevea brasiliensis (rubber tree) is the source of this 3815-nucleotide messenger RNA. RefSeq lists its product as uncharacterized. The coding region runs from base 196 to 3315 and encodes 1039 amino acids. The record is from RefSeq and is a predicted model, not a curated record. Lineage: Eukaryota; Viridiplantae; Streptophyta; Magnoliopsida; Malpighiales; Euphorbiaceae. The transcript has 11 exons.
AGGGUUGGUGGAGUCAUUAAUUGUGCUCGAGCUUGGGUAUGCUUAACAAUCUCUCGUCGUCAACUAUAGGCCGGGUCCAGGCCAACGCAGAUGCAGCCUUUUUUUACAUCGAAAUCUAAAGUAAGCCACAUGCGCGCACAAAUUUAACGUGCGCACUUGGAAGCCUCGGGGAGGGAGAGUGUUCUCCAGCUCUCAAUGAUGGUGGACGACGAUGACGUGGGCUUCGGCGAGUUCAAGUUCUCGUCGUUGAAUCCUACAGUCCAUUCUAAUCCCACUGUGAUCGACGGGCGAGAUUCAGCUGUAGCUGCUGCCAACGAUGAUGACGACUGGGGAGAUUUUGUUAACUCCGGUGGGCUAUCCCACACCCUGUCUCGCCCCAAAAUCUCGAAGCCCCUUGACCUGUUCGAUUUCUCUACGGAACAAAAAAUGAAAAACAACGAAUCUGAAUUGAACCAACCUGGUUCAGCUCCUGGUCGGGUUAACUCGGACAUGGCUCAGUGGGAAAAGCCAAAGGGAGCUUUGCCUCUUUCGAUCUUCGGAGACCUAGAGGAACAGGAAGAAGAAUCAGGUGCGGCGGGGGAUCCAUCUUUUGGCAAUGGUGGUGCGCGCUUGUUCUCUGGUAAAAAUGUUGAUUCUGUAGAGAAUAGAUCUGGUGUAAAUGUGAAUGACUUGGUUGCUAAUUUGUACAAACAGAGUGAUCCUAAAAAUGGGUUUACACCAGAUUUGAGCGGGUCGAAUUCUGUAGACGAAACGAAUAAGUACGACACAAAUUCGGAUUUGAAUUUGAGUUUACUGAAUUUAGGUGUAGUCGAACCUAAUCAGAAUGCACAUCCACCGGAUUCGAGUUGGAAUUGGGUAUUUCCGAAUGCGAAUGACUUGAACGCAAAUGGUAAAGAUGAGAUAAAAUUGAAUUCACAUUGGUCAAAUUUGGAUUGGGAUCCAUUGAAUUUGAAUACAAACGUAAUGAAUUCAAACAAAGAUGGGACGAAUUCGGUUUCAAAAGAGGUAAAAUGGGGCUCAAACGGAGGUAAUUCCCUUUUGGUUGCUGACAAUGGGGGAUUUGAUAAUGGUGAUGAUGAUGAUGGGUGGGAAUUCAAGGAUGCAGAACCCAAAACUCCCGUGGGUGAUGAGAUUUCUAAGACGAACCAUUUCAAGAGUAACAACGGGCCAGUACCUAAUCUUAAUGGAUCCAGUUCAAAUUGGAAUGAAUUGAGCUUGGAAUUUAAUGGGUGGAACUCUAAUUUUAAUAGUGUUAAUUCAAGUACAAAUUCUAUGAAUCCUGGUCUGGUUGGUGAAAAUAGAGAAGUCGUUGAUGAUGGUGAUGGGGAUGAUGAAGAUGAUGGGUGGGAGUUCAUGGUUGCAGAUUCCAAGCCUCAGGUUGGAGAUGAUAAGGAUGGCCAGAUCAAGACUGAACCUAUGCCAAUCCCGAAUUUUAAUGGGACUGGUUUAAGCUGGGAUGUGUUAAGUUCAGAUUCCAGUGGGUUGAAUCCAAAUGAGGUGAAAUCAGAUGAGAAACAUUUUACCGUGAACUUAAUUGCUGAAAAGAAGGAUUCUGGGAAUGCUGAUGGAUGGGCCUUCAAGGGUGCAGAACCAGAAUUGCAGGUCAGAGAUCCUAAAGAUGAUGAGAGAAUGCCAGAAAAUUUUGAGGGAGCUCUAUACACAUUUGGUUUUGGCAAUGGUGUACAUGGUCAAUCAGACUUUGGAUUUGAUUUCAACUCAAGCUAUAAAAAUAAGCGGAAUGAUAUUGAAAACAAGUUGCAUUAUCCCCAAGUUGAUGCAAAAGCUGGUUCUGAUGAACACUCCUGGGCAUUUAAGGAUGCAUUUUCUGAAGCUGGAUCAAAGGAGCCCAAGGUUGCUGAACUUGCUCUUGCUGUGGAACCAUUGGUAUUUGGUGAUGAGGUCCAGGGGAACAAGGUUAAGACAGAAAACCACGAGGGAGCCUUGCCUCUGUCCCUUUUUGGUGAUGAAGAAACAGAAGCAGAUGAUCCCAUGAUCCAUCAAGACAUUUCAACUCAGAAGUCCACGUCUGAUCAAAGGGUUGACAUUAAGGGUCCCCAUUUAAAUAUUUCUAUCAAUGAUCUAAUAUCAAGUUUAUAUAGUCGAGCUGAGCAGAGUACUUCAGUUAAUGAUGAACAAAGUCUGAGAGAAAAUGGAUUGGAUUUCACCAAAAGUGUGAUGACCUCUAAUUUGGCAAAUGCUAAUCAUGAUUUUGAUGUUGAUUCCUGGGAAUUUCAAGAUGUCUCUACAGGAGCCAGAGCUGAAUACCAGACCGCUGUUAUUGGUCUUGGAGAGUCUCAUACAAAAUAUUCUACCAAAACAGAGCUAGAUGAUUAUGUGGAAUUCUUUUCCAAAUUGAAGAAAGAAUUGCACUAUAUUGUGAUGUGCCAUCUGGAAAAUCUAAAGAAAACUCAAAGUUCUGCUGCUCUUAUUGGUGAAGAUGCAAAAGUGCAAGCUCUUGAUAAAGAAAUACAGGAUUUUAAUAAUGAACUGCACCAAGAUAGUACUUUCUCUGGUGAAGUCGACUCAGAUAAUUGCUCACUAGGAAAUGUAUGCCUCGAUAUGUUUGUUGAAGUUUUGCAGGAGCCAAAGUUCCAAGGUUUUGAGUCAGAAUGUCAUUUAACAAAGAAAUUGUCACUAGCAGAGAGUGAUUUGAGAUCAGCAAUUGAGCUCCUCAGAUAUGUGGCCUUAACACUAAAGAUUUUAACAUCAGUACCAAGCGAGAAGCAAUCCAGUUAUAUUUCUGCUUGGUCAAAAAUGCUGUCUGUUUGUGCUCAAGAACUGAGGCAUGGUGCCUUCAUCUGGAAAAGGUCAUUGCAAGAGAAUGUUCAUGAACAAAUAUUAUCUAAACCUCAAGGCAAGAAGUAUGUCCUUGCCCUUGGGGAAAUUUACAGAGUUGUUGAAAUUCUUGGAUCCUCAUCAAAACUUUAUAAGCCAUGGAUAUUAGCAAGUUCAACAGAUCCCAUGGACAUAUUUACUCUUCUAAGCGAGUGUUCUUCCCAAUGGUCAAGUUCAGGACUUGAAGAAGCUCUGCAUAGUAUUUUGAAUUCACCUGACUUUGAAUAUGAUGAAAGCCUCAAGACAUUACUAGAAUCUAUCAAGUAUAUCCAUGAUCUUGAUGCCCACAGACUUUAUAAUCAUGUUUUCUCUGGACAAGGCCCUACCUGUCACCUGUCAGCUUUAACAGCUGGAACUUUGCCAGGGAUGAAAACUGUAGUCUGGAAUGGAGAGAAUUGCUUUCUUACACUUGCCAAUUUAUGGGCAAAUUUAGUUAGCAGCGAUCCUCCAAAUUUGCCAUGCAUACAUGUUGGCUGCUGAGAAUGUUGGGAUAAGUCGGGUGUCUUUUUAGCAGCUACUUAACUGUCAAAAGAGCACAAGCUGAAUGAACUAAACCAUUUGUAACAAGCCCUGUGGAGCAUAAACCAUUUGUGAUAGCCUUCCUGGGCAUAAACCACCAGGUGCACCGCCACAGAUGGCACUCGGGGAUUUUAGAAUUACAGUAUGAAAACUGAAGAUGUAAAUGGCUGACCAGGCAAAAAGAAUCCAGGCUAACAUUUUUUUUUUAAAUGUUUACUGGUUGCCAUUCAUUACAUGAGAUAUGUGACAUAGCAAUUGGAUGUAGAGUUAUGUUGUGAAAUGGGUAUGUCAAAUACCAUCCAUAUACCUAGAAAUGGAUAGGAUCAUGACAUGCAUACGAUUGCUUCUUUCCAGAAUCCAUCCACGUUCGAUUCUUUCUUCUUUCAUCUCAUGUUUGAAUUGUACGUGAAGUUGUAAAGAAUUCUACUAUCAAUUUACCACAUUAUUUAGAGAAUGCAAAA